CAUAUAUCCGCUUCCACUCCAAUAACUGCUUUACAUUACGAACAUGGCUGCCCCUCCCACCAUCCCCAAGACCCAGCUCGCCGUCCUCGUCGGUCCCAAGGAGCGCAGGCUCGAGAUGAUCCCAGUCGGCGUUCCAGGCCCCGACGAGGUCCUGAUCAAGAACAUUGCGGUGGCGUCUAACCCCAAGGAUUGGAAGGUUCCGCAGUGGAUCUACGAUGCGGACGAGGCGUAUGUGGAGGGCAACGAUGUGGCGGGGACGAUCGUGGCGGUAGGAAAGGACGUGAGCGAGUAUGAGGUCGGCGCGCGUGUGGCGGCGUUCACGAAAAUGCGGACGAAGUGGGAUAAGAUGGGGCCGGAGGAUAACAAGUACGGCGCCUACCAGCAGUACACCGUCUCUCCUGCGCAUGUUACUUUCCCCAUUCCCGACAACAUCUCGUUCGAGGAGGCGGCGACGCUGCCCCUCGCUGUCAUGACCGCAGCCAUCGGCUUGUUCGUUAGCUUGGCCGUUCCCGCGCCUGGUACUCCGGAGGCAGCUUCCAACGCAGGCAAGGCCAUCAUUGUCAACGGUGCUGCGUCCUCGGUUGGCGCUUUUGCUGUCCAGCUGGCGAAGCGCGCGGGUCUCUACGUCGUCGCGACGGCCGGCUCCUCGAAGGACUACGCGAAAGAGCUCGGCGCGGACGUGGUUGUCGACUACCGCGAAUAUAAGGGCGAUGCGAUAAUCGACGCCCUCGUCGCCGCAGUCGGAGGGCGGCCCAUCGCCUGGGCCUCCGACGCCGUCUCCGAUUACGGCUCCGCCCUCAUGCUCGCCCGCACGCUCGCGAGGCUCACCAAGUCCGGCGCAGUGACGACUGUGCUUCCCGCGCCCGAGAACGAGGAGAAGCAGUUUCCGGCGGGCAUUUUGCAUGCGCCGAUGAUGGUUGGCACGGCGCAUUUCGAGGAUGCAAAGUUCGCUGCUGAAUGGUACCGCAAGAUUUCGCGCUGGCUGGCGGAUGGGUCGUUCAAGCCGAACCGCCCGAAAGUCCUGCCUCGUGGUCUCGAGAGCGUGGCGCACGGUCUUGAGCUGCUGGAGACCGGGAACGUGCAUGCAGAGAAGCUUGUGUAUCGUAUUGCGGACACGCCCAGCUUGAAGGCGUAAGAAAGCAAGAAAACUGUGUAUCAUUUUGUAGGAAAUAUAUAGGAAUUGGACGUUCUGUAAAAGUGAUCAUCAUAGUUGAAAUAAAGAAGUCGACC
Molecule: messenger RNA, 1230 nt
Organism: Schizophyllum commune H4-8
Lineage: Eukaryota; Fungi; Basidiomycota; Agaricomycetes; Agaricales; Schizophyllaceae
Product: GroES-like protein
Exons: 5
Coding region: 44-1135 (363 amino acids)
Molecular function (GO): oxidoreductase activity, acting on NAD(P)H
Source: RefSeq, a predicted model, not a curated record